AUGCACGAUGAAUGUAUACCAACACCAAAUGAAGAAAAAUGGCUGAACAUCGCCGAAGGUUAUCAACAACGAGCACAAUUUCCUCAUUGCAUAGCGGUGGUUGACUCUAAUUAUUGUUUCACUUUUAUUGAUGUCGGUUCGUUUGGAAAGGACUCAGACUCUACAAUUUUUAAAAACUCAACUUUACAUAAGCAUCUACAAAAUAAUUCUCUAAAUGUUCCAAAACCUAAUCUAAUACAUGGUAUUCAGAUACCUAUGCUAUAUGCAUUUGUGGGCGACGAAGCCUUUGGGUUGUCAACAAAUAUGUUAAGACCAUAUGCAGGAAAAUGCUUACCAGUCAAUAAAAGGAUUUUUAAUUAUCGACUUUCACGUGCACGGCGCCAUGUAGAGUGUGCGUUUGGAAUUUUAUCCAAUAAAUGGAGGAUAUUUCACCGCCCAAUAGAUGUUGAUGUAGAAUUAGUAAUUGAUAUUGUAAAAUGUUGUUGCGUUUUGCACAAUUUCGUUCGCGCACGUGAUGGAUAUGAUUUUGAAGAUUCUCUAACAGUGACUGGUAUGGAAGACAUCGAACUAGAUAAUAACUUCAACGUAAAUAGAUCUGUUAACAGGUAUCGGGAUGCACUAGCAAAUUAUUUCAGUAGUGAAUUAGGACAAGUGGCAUGGCAGAAUGAAAAAAUUUAA
Myzus persicae (green peach aphid) is the source of this 678-nucleotide messenger RNA. RefSeq names its product protein ALP1-like. The transcript is spliced from 2 exons. The coding region runs from base 1 to 678 and encodes 225 amino acids. Lineage: Eukaryota; Metazoa; Arthropoda; Insecta; Hemiptera; Aphididae. The record is from RefSeq and is a predicted model, not a curated record.